AUGGGUUGUGCUUAAAUUGUGAAUCAUACUCAAGAAGUUCACUAGCCUCAAUUAUAGAGAAAUUAAUCAAAAAAGACUACUUUGGAAUAGACUAAGAAUGACUAUGAUUCUCCAAUUAUCUUCCCCCUCACUUUCCCUGAAGGAUUCGGAAGAUACAGAAAAUAAUAGAGAAACUCCACUGUGAAGUUGAAAAACACGAUGAAAGUGGAAAUCUCUCUGGACAGUAGUAGGAACACAAUCCUGAAAAGAAGAACGACUCUAAAUCCCUAUACUUGACUUUUGAAUAUAAACUUCCUUCAUAAUCUAAACCUUUAAUUUCUUACAAGAUUAUUAACUCUAUCUAAAUUCAAAGCCCUUACAAAACUGUCUUUUGUCCUGAUUUAUGAUGUCAGUGACUAAUUUUCAGAUGAAAAAAGAUUUCUCAAUUUAUAUAUUAUUCACAUUACUAAUGUGAAAAGUAGUACGCAAUUUCUGAAAAAACAUAAAAAUCAAAAGGGAAGGGGAGACUUUCGAAUUUCUAGGGUUAGAGUUCUAAGAAUAGAAUAUGAAUUAAUAGAGAGAUGUUAAAUGUUUAUUUAAAUUA
This is a messenger RNA of Paramecium tetraurelia, 583 nucleotides long. RefSeq lists its product as uncharacterized. The transcript has a single exon. Lineage: Eukaryota; Ciliophora; Oligohymenophorea; Peniculida; Parameciidae. The record is from RefSeq and is a predicted model, not a curated record.